Melospiza melodia melodia is the source of this 2015-nucleotide messenger RNA. RefSeq lists its product as uncharacterized. Lineage: Eukaryota; Metazoa; Chordata; Aves; Passeriformes; Passerellidae. The record is from RefSeq and is a predicted model, not a curated record. The coding region runs from base 309 to 2015 and encodes 568 amino acids. The transcript has 3 exons.
AGACGUCUGGGAAGAAAUUUGUCACCCCCCUGCAACUGUUAUACUGUCUACAGUUGUGAUUGCAUGAGUGUGGCAAACCGGUAUCUCGCGGUCAGUAGGCGACCUCUCGUGACCAAACCUGGUAAAACAGUCCGUUCUGAUAUAGACUAAAAGAAUCUUUUAGGAAAACCCCUACAAGAAAAGUGGGAGGGACCUUUCCAAGUGCUGCUGACUACCUUCACCGCGGUUCGGAUCAAGGAGCGACCUACGUGGAUCCAUUACUCACGAGUCAAGAAAGCUCCGGAGAAUAAACAAGAGGAGCAGACAUCAUGAUCCUGACUUCACCGCAGAUCUUCACAACCCUGAUCAUUGGACUAAUGAUAAGUAUAGUUCUUCCCCAAGGCUCUGUCUCAAUAGACCCAUGGUCUAAUGCACACCAGUGUAUCCACCCGGAGUUGGAAACGGGACCGAAGGGGCCCUACUUUGAGGUGUAUGCCUUACGUAACAAUCAGCCAUAUGCGAGUAAAGUAUGGGAUCAGCCCUCCAUGGUAGCGUACGAGGGAGACCAAAUUCAAGUCGGGUGUCGAGAGCUUGACCCAAUAGAAGGAAAAACAAGGCGGCUGGUAUUAACAAUUCAACCCUUGAUGGCAGCCUCUGAACACAACUUAAUCACCUUUAGUCCAGUGAAAAUGGGGAAACCCACUGUCUGGAUUCAGCAAAAGGGCCCAAUUUCAUGCCAGUGGAGUGACUUCAGGGGAGAUCCACCCGGAUCACAACCCCGAAAUUCAGUAGUUUUUAGAGAAGAUCCGCUUGGGGAAAUACAUCCUGAAAACAUAACCCUUGACUUACACCCUCUUCUCUUUUCUGCGGGAAAGAUUGUAGCAUCUAAUGGUCCUGAGGAAGGGAAAGCACAGUGUGAGAUGGCAUUUAGAUUGGAACAGUCGAUGACGUUCACAUGUGAAAGGGAGCUGAAAGCCCUGGAAAUGGGUUUUGGCUUCCCUAAGCGUGCUGUCGCAUAUAAGGUAGCAUUACCGGAAGACGUGAUUCCAUUGUAUCCAGAUCUAGACUUGCCCCAAGAAACCACUCCACCGGUGGUAUGUAAAGUAGUACAUAACCUAACCUUUAUAGGGCCUCAGGUGAUAAGAAAAUCUAACGAACAAAAAUUAUUGUUAGACCCCACUUAUUCCCUGAAAAAGGUGCAGAUGAACUUCCACACCGAUAUUACGUAUUUGCAGAAGGAUUGCCAACCGUUUAUAAAGCAAAGCCUUAAGGGAUGGAAUGCAUGGCUAGCAACAAGGUCUCAUCAUAGAAGAGCACAAAGAGAUUUGAGUGGGUGGAUUGGCACUGGAUUUGGUAUAUUAAACACGAUAGAUCAAGAAGUAUUAGUGAAUAAAUUAAGUACCGUCACGUCGAACUUAGGAAAACUAAAAAUGCCCCUCAGUUCAUCCAUGCUUACAUUAGCAGAAACACAAUCGCUAGUAGCAAAAUUGCUAACCAUGGUAGCAAACCACACUGAAGAGGAUUUUUUGAAGUUCGCUAACUAUACAGGGGAACUUAGCAAGGAAAUUGCAUUAGCUAUCCAGUGCCCUCAGACACAACAAUGGGUACAAUCAGUAGCGGCAGGAAUACUGAGAGAAGGAACGUCAGGUAUAUUACCUCAGGAAAUAAGAGAAACAAUAUUAAAGGAUGAUCAUACUACACAAUUUGAGAAGGACCACCAAGCCUGGUGGCAAUUAGUAAAUUUCACUUAUGAGCCUCAACAGGAACACAUCGAAGCCUAUGUCCUUACCAUUAGUGCAGCAGAGGAAAGAGCUAUCUUUCCUAUCCUCACUCUAGGGACAAUACAUCAAGAUGUUAUUGUCAGGCCAAUAGACCAUAAUGUCUGGGCUAGUUAUGAUAAUACCAAAAAUAGGUGGCAAUCGGUUAGCACAGAAGCAUGUAUUCCUAGAGGACAAUUAGACUAUGUUUGUGAAAACGCUGUAGUAGAAGCAGAAGAUCUAUGCUUAGAUGCCGAGAACAGUUUCUGUUACUAUUAA